CCGCAGCCCCGCGAGGCCCUGACCCCACCUUACAGACUGGGGGAACAGAGGCUUGGAGAAGCUGAGCGACUUGUGCAUUUGCACACGACUUGAAAGGGACGGAGCCGGGGUUCAGAGAGAGGCUGGUGCCCAGGACCCCGCACCCCGUCUCAACAGACAGUCCUGGGUUCCAGUCUUGCUGCCCUUCAAACCCUGUACUUGUCAGUCAUUCCACACAGACUUCUGAGCCACUGGUGUGCACCACACAUGGUUCUGGUUGCUGGAACAGCGCCAGGGGCCAGGGACAGCCCGGGCAGAGCUUGGCAGAGGGGCUGGCAGCACCGGGGGUGCCACACACCACCACAGGCAGCCUGGGAUGGCCCAGCCACCUGGCCUGCUCAGUCCCCCCGAGGCCUGGCGUACCAUUGCCUGUGUGCACACACAGGGGGGCGGGACAAGCUGGAAGGGGCUCCCCAGCCCAACUGCUGUGCCUCUGCAUCUUCCAGUCGCUGCAGCCUGGCAGAGCCCUGGGGGUGAGAGGCCCGCGUGAGUUCUCGUGUGUGGGGGCCGUCUGGGACAUCCUGGCUCCUCAUUCUCACCCACAGCUCCUUAGCAAACGUGCUUUCUUGGUCCUCCCUGCCUCGCUCACCUGUCUGCCCCUUCCUCCAGGAAGCCCUCCUUGAUGCCCUCGGCCACCAGCAGCCCUUCUCAGGGGUGUGCCCCCUCAGGUUGUGGCACCACCGCCCACCCCUGAGCUCAGGAGCCGUCAUUCCUCAGAAGGGGCGCUUCCUCCAACUGCCCGGGUCAGCUUCUGCUCCGAGCCUGGCACUGGCAGUCCCUCCCCCUGGCUGUGCCGGGCUCAUGCUCACUUUGUUGAGGCUCGUGCCCGGCGAGGCCUAGCUGGCUGUGCCAGAGUGGAAGCUCUUACCCUCUCUCACACCACCCUCUAGCACACCAGCGCCUGCCCCCAGCAUGGUGAGAACCCCGGGGAGCAGGGCGGGAGCGGUCAUGCUCUGUCCCACACCUAGACAAGUCCAUCUGUGUUAGCCGAGUCACCAAGCACCAAGGAAGACGUCGGCCCACCCCCACCACAACCACGUGACAGAAUGCGGGGUGGGGGGCACUCACCCAGUCCCCACCCCCACUGAGAAAGAAAGGAGGCCGAGGGAGCUGCGCCGUGCUGGAGUCGCUCCCAGAGCUCUCCGGUGGGGCUCCGCACCCCUCCCUGGGCUGCUGGGAGCUCCGAGCCCCUCCUCCCUCUUCUGGACCCCCUCCUCCCUCUUCUGGACCCCCUCCAGGCCUGCGUGCAGCCCAGGGGCCGAGCUGGGGCAGACGAGGGCCCCUGGCACGGUUGGAAGGGACCUCUGUGAGCAUCUCUAACUCCAUUCUCCAGGUGACACAGAGGACACAGCCAGGGACAGGGAGGGGCGUGGGCAAGGCCACGCCGCCCGUCAGUGUGGCGGCCCCAAGAAACGCAGCUCUCCCGACUGCCAGCCCCUGGCCCCUCUCUGGCCUCUGAGCCCUCCCCAAGUGGCCCCCUCACCCUUCCCCUCUUCCUAGGGCCAUGUGCGGGAGACCCCGGGGCCACAGGACCCUGCUGCCCCGUAGGUGUCCGGGCAGAAACAGGACUCCAUGAACAGCCAGUCUGCCCUCCCCAAGCCGCGGUGCGCAUGGCCUGCCGGGCUGUGCAGGCGGUGGGCCGCGGGCAGAGGCAGGGCCAGGAGACGCCAUGCUGAUUUCCCCGGGGCAGGGAGACGGAGGAAGUCGCUGCUGGUCUGCGUGCUCGAGGUCUUGGCAGAGGGGGCCGGGGCCGAGGGCAGGGAAGGGCAGGGAGAGGGUCGGAAGCUGGCUUUGCUUCUCCCCACUUGUUUUUUUUUUUUUUUUUAAUAUUUAUUUAUUUGAGAGGCAGAGUUACAGAGAGAGGGAAAGACAGAGAUCCAUCCGCUGGUUCACUCCCCAAAUGGCGGCAACAGUCAGAGCUCCACUGACCCGAAGCCAGGAGCCAGGAGCUUCUUCCGGGUCUCCCACGUGGGUGCAGGGGUCCAAGCCCUUGGGCCAUCUUCCACUGCUUUCCCAGGCCAUUAGCAGGGAGCUGGAUCGGAAGCAGAGCAGCUGGGACUUGAACCGGUGCCCGUGUGGGAUGCUGCACCGCAGGCAGAGGCUUUACCCGCUACGCCACAGGUCCAUGCUGAGAGGGACCCAGCGGCAGCUUGGACUUUAUUUGGUUUGCAUGUUCAUCGACUUCACACCUGCUGACCUACUGGUCACCUACUGAGGCUCAGGCCCCACGUGAGCCGCAGGGAUAGGAAACGAAGCCGGCCGGUGCCAUGGCCGUGUGCAGCUGGCACCCAGGCACGAAAUAAGCAAACACACCAAAGACUUCAGUGAGCUGUGAUGGACACUGUGGCUCGACCAGGGCAAGGGCUUGGCCAGAGCCCUGGGUGGGGCAGAGGCUGGGCCGAGGGCAGGGAGUUGGGAAGGCCAUGCCAGGUGGCCAGGGCAGCAGGUGCAAAGGUCCCAGGUGGGAGAGGAAGUGGUGGGCGCAGAGGCCGGGCACUCACGGGGAGAUGAGUGCAGACUGGGUGGGGCCAGACUCCGUGAGCUCCGGGUGGAGUUCGGAUUUCAUGGCAACCAGUGGAGCGUGCAAGCAAGGACGGGCCAUGACGCAGCCGGAACUCCCACUUUUGCUGCUGUUAACUGUGCAGUGCUCGGCAAGGCCGUCCACUCCUUGUCCCGCAUCGGGGAUGAGCUCUACCUGGAACCCAUGGAGGAAGGGCUCUCCCUGCGCACCGUGAACUCCUCCCGCUCUGCCUAUGCCUGCUUCCUGUUUGCCCCGCUCUUCUUCCAGCAGUACCAGGCGGCCACCCCCGGGCAGGACCCGCUGCACUGUAAGAUCCUGAUGAAGUCCUUCCUGUCCGUCUUCCGCUCGCUGGCGAUGCUGGACAAGACGGUGGAGACCUGCUGCAUCUCCCUGAGUGGCCGGAGCAGCCGCCUGGUGGUGCAGCUGCACUGCAGAUACGGGGUGAGGAAGACCCACAACCUGGCCUUCCAGGACUGCGAGUCCCUGCAGGCUGUCUUUGACCCAGCCUCGUGCCCCUACAAGCUCUGCGCCCCCGCACGGGUCCUGGGAGAGGCCGUCCUGCCCUUCCCCCUGGCCCUGGCCGAGGUGACGCUGGGCAUCGGCGCGGGCCGCAGGGUCAUCCUGCGCAGCUAUCAGGACGAGGCAGACAGCUCCCUCAAAGCCAUGGUGACAGAGAUGAGCCUGGGGGAGGACGAUUUCCAGCAGCUGCAGGUCCGCGAGGGGGUGGCCGUCACGUUCUGCCUCAAGGAGUUCCGGGGGCUCCUGAGCUUUGCCGAGUCGGCGAACUUGUCGCUUAGCGUUCACUUCGAUGCUCCGGGCAGGCCGGCCAUCUUCACCGUGGAGGACUCUACGCUGGAUGGCCACUUUGUCUUGGCCACGCUGUCGGAGCCGGACCCGCACUCCCUGGGCCUGGGCUCCCUGGAGCCCUGCAGGCCGGAACCUCGGCUCCAGGCCCACAGCACACCCCACCAGGACGACUUCGCCAGCGACGACAUGGACUCCUACAUGAUCGCCAUGGAGACCAGCGGAGGCAGUGAGGCCCCGUGGGCGCGGCCCUCCGUGUCUCCCUCACCCGGUCCCCAGCCACCCUGCAGCCCCGCACCCCCCUCCGAGGACGAGGACGAAGCUGAGCCCAGUACAGUGCCUGGGACCCCCCCACCCAAGAAGUUCCGCUCCUUGUUCUUCGGCUCCGUCCUGACCCCCAUGCGCUCCCCCCAGGGCCCCAGCUCUGUGCUGGCUGAAGACAGCGAUGGCGAAGGCUGACCCCAGGCUCAGUCGCACCAGCUGGGCCCGGCCUUGGGGUGGCCGCAGCUGUGGAGGGAGCCAGGGCCUCGCCGCCCCGGCAGGAGGCCCCUCGCCACUUUGUCUCCUGCCGGCCCGCACCAGAGACCUGCUCUUUCCUCAGACCCAAGCCACACCUCCGGGAAGCCCUGCGCUGGCACAGGCUGCCGUCUCGCCUUCGCCAAUCCGCUCUGGCUCUGGUCUGGAACUCUAGGAACCUCUGGACCCGAGUGUGUGGC
This is a messenger RNA of Lepus europaeus (European hare), 4080 nucleotides long. RefSeq names its product RAD9 checkpoint clamp component A (gene RAD9A). The coding region runs from base 2744 to 3823 and encodes 359 amino acids. Lineage: Eukaryota; Metazoa; Chordata; Mammalia; Lagomorpha; Leporidae. The record is from RefSeq and is a predicted model, not a curated record. The transcript is spliced from 11 exons. Gene Ontology annotation, biological process: mitotic intra-S DNA damage checkpoint signaling; DNA repair; DNA replication checkpoint signaling. Gene Ontology annotation, cellular component: checkpoint clamp complex.